Messenger RNA from Heterotrigona itama, 1221 nucleotides. The record is from the annotation of a GenBank genome assembly. NCBI's taxonomy places the organism in Eukaryota, Metazoa, Arthropoda, Insecta, Hymenoptera, Apidae.
AUGGCAGCGGACGACCCCCUCCGCAAUGAGCCUCUAGUUUCCGUUGAAUUCGAGGUCUUUGGCAAGGUGCAGGGUAAGAGUGCAGUUUUGUCGGUCAGAAGGUCGACGAGUAUUCAAUUAAUGUCGUUCUACUUAAGAUCGGACUUACGGUAGCGGACACGUUCCUCGCGUUGCUUUUGCACGAAUUACAAGCACCGUGGCUUGGGAUUAAGAAUCAGAAGGUCGAAAGAGAUGUGCCUUCGAUUCGCAGUGAUAUGUCAGAUAAUUGUAAGAUAACAGACGCUGGAACAACGGAUGAUUAAACACGGAGAAUGGAAUAACAUCGCGAGAGAAGGAAAUGGUGAAAUGUUUUUCAUAUCCUUUUGUUCGAUUAGACAAACUGACAAACAGAGUUUGAGACAUUUCCAAGGCGACACUGUUUGACUCGUUAUUCUGCCGCUAACGUUCUCGAGGAAGUUCAAGGCUGUACCUAGAUUCUUGUAAAAUUUGACUCGUCAGUGCCCAAUUCGGUUUGAAUUGAAUAAUUGUCGACGAGACAUCGACGAAUGAAAAGCAUGAGAGGCAUGAAUGGAACGACAGCUAUAAUAAAGCUUUGAAGUAAUCUAAUUUGUUUCUCGUAUUUCCUUCAUUUCGUGCUGCCGUGCUGUUCAAUUCGACCAUCAUUUCGAUUGCAAUCGACCGCAGAUUUAAUCGCAGAUUGUGCACGAUUUUUGCACAGGUGUCUACUUCCCGAAAUACGUGAGAGACAUAUGUCAGGAACUGGGAAUCUGCGGUUGGGUGAAGAACACCAAGUCCGGCACGAUACUUGGAAAAAUGCAGGGACCACGUGCGCUCGUCGAUCAAAUGACACAAUGGCUAACAAAUGUUGGAAGUCCAGGUAGUGAGAUUGAUCGUUGCGAAUUUUCAAAUUGGGAAGGCAUUAGUAGGCUGCAAUAUAAAGGAUUUGCUAUACGUUUUUAAUUAAACUAUUUCUCUUUAAUGUUACAUUUCUUCGAAAAUCGAUAAGAUUUGUCUUAAAAACGCGACAAAUAAUCCAGUAUAUUUUUUGAUCAGUUAAAUGAUUUCUAUAAACAAUAGUAUAUGUAAAUUAUUUAAAUAAUCGUAAGAUGUAAUAAAUAAGGAAAUUGAACAUCUUAAUAUCUAUUCAUUUUUAAUGAAAAGCGAAGUAAGUAACAAAACAUAGAGUUAUAGAAUAUUUUUUCUUUAAUUCAGUAUAUGUGA